Messenger RNA from Rotaria sp. Silwood1, 1587 nucleotides. Lineage: Eukaryota; Metazoa; Rotifera; Eurotatoria; Philodinida; Philodinidae. The record is from the annotation of a GenBank genome assembly.
AUGGACAUGGUUAUUGUGAACCAAAGAUUGAAGGAAAUUUAUCCUGCAUUUGUUAUUCCAGAAACAAGUUAUGAAGUUAUAUUUAUCAAUCGAUACAUGUCAAUGGAAGUUAUGGACAAAGUGUUACAUCAUAUUAAUGAUUGUUAUCAAUAUUCAGUAGAUACUGAAAGUGAAAAAUCAAACAACGAAUUAUCCAUUAUACAAGUUCAUACAAUUCCUCGUACAUUACCAUCACAAGUACUUAUUAUCGAAUUAUCACAUCUGCCAAAUCGAGGAUCGAACUUGUAUGUAAAAAUUAAAGAAAUUUUUAGAUUAAUUUUUAGAUCACAUAAUGAAAUAUAUUCAUGGGGGGACAUGAACCUCGAACUUGAAUCAGCAAAUUAUUUAUUCGCAUGGCCAAUAACAUCAGAAUUAAUUAAUCUUCAGCCGCACUUUCCUGGUUGGUAUGAGAGGGCUCGGACUCAAUGUUGGGUCCAGAGCCUGGAACAACAGGCGAUGGAGAAUAAUGAUAUUAUUGUUGGUCAACGAAAUUUGUCAACAUCGUCUUGUACAUGUCAUCGUCCAAGUCCAUACAAUGAACAUCAGCUCUGGUCAUUACAAAAAGCAUUUUUAUAUAGUUUUAAUUUAUUUAUAGAUAAAACAAGCACCUUGUCACAUUGGUCAUAUGGCCUAACUUCAAUUGGUUCAUCAUUAACAUAUGCACAGCGUACAAAAAUGAUAAAUUAUGCUAAAUACGACGUGAUGGCGGUAACCUAUCUCAUCAGACCAAUUACUGAACAAUGGUCGUUUACAAGAACAAAAGAAUCAAACAUUGAAGAAAUGUUUAUUACAUUUCAAUCAACACGACCACCACCACUACGUCAACUAAAACCAAAAAAUAAAAAAAAUAAAAAAAGUAAGAACAUCAACAUUCAACAAUUUGCUGCCUUAUUUAGCUGUAAUGAUCCAGAAGCAGAAGAAAUUCCAUCCGGUGAUGAGAUAUAUUUGAAUCAAUUAAUUGAACCAAAUGAUUAUAGAGAUGAACAAAAUAAUAAUAAUAAUAAUAAAAUUAAUUUAUUACAAGAUCAAAUCGAACGAAUUGAUGCUGAUUAUAUACUAAUUAUUAAUGCUGAUGAACCAAUUGAACGAAUUCAACAACAACAACAACAAGGUGAAUUAGUUGCAGAAAAUUAUUAUCAAGAAGGUGAACCAAUGGAAGAAGAUCAUUAUCAAGAACAUGCAUCAGUUAUUAAUGAUGAUGAACCAUUACAAGUUGUAAAUGAACCUGAACAAGUUCAACGUCGACCAAGGCACCGAAGAAGUGCUCAAUCAAGAAAUCGAAAAAAUCGAAAACACAAUCAAUUCCGCAGGAAAUUUCGUUUUCGUUAUACAAUUAGAAGAAAAGUUUAUCAUCGCUUUAAACCACAUCUAAUGCGAAAAAUUCUUCGAACGUACCAAAUACACUUCACGCAUGUCAAGAUGGAUAAAGAUUAUUUGGUGAUUGGACUGAAGAAUCAUGAAAGUCGAAUUGAAGCUGAACAUAAUUUAGCUGAAGAUAUAUUCAAUAGUCGAAGCUAUUUUCAUUAUAGAAAAUUAUAUAGACAUUAG